AUGGCGUCAAGAAACUAUCCACUACUAUCAAGGUCGUCAGGCGCAAAGAGCGAUGCCACAUUCAAUAGCAGGGGAGAAAAAACACCUUCAGCACAAAGGUCAGAAAAUAGGUAUAUAGGAUCUUCGGCAAAUAAAGAUGAAUUAAUCACGAAAAGACAAAAUUUAUGCUUUGGAGCCAAGUUACAACCUGAAUGGGAAUCGCGCUCUUUGAACAUUAAUCCGGUACUGUCAGACGAUAUACACAGGUUCCUGGGGAACCAACAACAUACACAAAGAUGGGCAUUACCCAAACAAGCUCUGCAGAUAUUACUUAGUAACGCUAAAAGACUGCCAUACAUCUGGGGUUUUAUUAUCGUUAUUAUACACCUAGUAUCGCCAAUACUGCUCAGAAAAGGAACGCCCACAACGUCCUGGCAAAGCAGUGGAGCAGUGUUAAUCACAUCCUUUUUCAUAUCAUUCAUCAUCAGCGGACUCGACGCUAUCAAACGAUUUGUAGUUGGAAAGUGCGUCGAUUAUAAACGAUGCCAAGUCCUACAACCAAAAAAGUCACGCAUGAAAAAAAUAAGAGUUGGAGAUAUUGUUGUCGGAAAUAUAGUCAAACUCACAUGCGAUGAACAGGUACCAGCCGAUAUGAUACUUCUGUCCUGCAGUAACCCUGAUGGACAAGUACACGUGGAUACAGCUCUAGUUGAUGGAGACAGGGAUUUGAAAGUAAAAUAUUGUACAAAAUAUACAAAAGGAGAUGCUUCACUACACUCAUUCACCAAUAUUCGUGGACAAGUUAUAUGUGAUAGGCCGUCACCUGACCUGGAAAACUUCAAUGCUACCCUUAGAUUGAAAGGCCAUCCACGUCCUAGGAAUGUACAUAUACACAAUUUCAUUAUGAAAGGUAGCAUCAUUCGCAAUACCGCAUCAGUAUACGGUGUUGUAACACAUACAGGACCAGAUACCAAAAUUGCACAAAAUAUCAGCAAGGAAACAAAAUGUGUCAAGUUCGGCUCUGUAGAUGCUCUAAUCAACCAAUUCACAAUCAUAGUGUCAUGUAUAUACCUACUAUGCCUAUUUGUCAGCAUGGGAACGCGUUGGUCUACCAUACUAUCGUCGGAAAGACGUAAGGCAGGGGUACCACUAGUAACAGAGUCACUGCUAUUCGUGACACUCAGGUUCGUCGUACUCUACGCAGGGUUUAUACCAGUCACAUUACCAGCCAUUGCAGAUCUACUGCGAUAUGCAUUUAGCAACUUCUACGAUGGACACAUGGACUAUUCAUUCCUCAGGGAAACCGCAUCCAAAGAUCCAACAAACCCAAACUCGGUUGAUUUGGAAAGCGUACUACCAGUAUCAUGGACUAUGAAUCAUAGACUCUUGGAGGAGUUGGGAAUGGUGGAUAUUAUCUUCUGUGACAAAACGGGCACUUUAACAUCUAAUGACCUGAAGAUUUCUCUCCUCACCGUCGGUAACAUGACCUUUGAUACAUCCGGUGAUAGGACAACAUUACAAAAUGACGUCGAACGUGAACUAGAGCAUAACGAUAAGCUAGAUAAAUUACUCAAGUUGUUGUGUCUAUGCAAUGCCACAUCUCCAGUCCCUGGAACGAUUAGCGCAGAUGGUUUCUCAGCUCCUGGAGGAAUGGGAGCCUCUAGCUCCCAGUCAUUGAAACAUAGUGGAUCUCUUAAUUCGGAUCUUUCAUUUGGCACAUCGAAUAACGCACCAGCUACUAUAAGACCAUUAAGGAGCAAGAUCCAUUUUGGCAACGUUUCAUACAUAGAAGCGCCCAAUCAACUGAAGUUUAGUUAUCAACAUCUGGACUCGAACAACUCCUUGGAAUACACAGACCCUGGUGAUGCUGAGGGUGAUGGUGAAGAGACAUCUUCAUCAUCUGCUUUCCAAAGCAAGUCUGGACGAUCAAUCAACACAGUCUUCUACAAAUCACCGUUUAAGGAAGACGAAUGUAUGAUAAGCCUUGCCAGGGACCUAGGUUACAAAGUGAUACACAGAUCAAAAUCUACAGUUCAACUUGAAUGCCGUGGUGCUUUCGAGACAUGGAAUAUCGUAGGUUUAAAUCAGUUUACGUCACAACGACGUCGCAUGUCUAUUGUCGCAAAGAGGGCCGACAAUGAAGGGGCUACGAUAUUUGUAAAGGGUUCUGGUGAAACAAUAGUGCGUCUAAUUAGGACCAAUACAGAUGAAGAGGAGCGUGAACUUGCGAUGUUACCAACCAGACUCGAUAAACUUACCAGCGCUGGUUACCGCGUAUUGGUUUGCGCAUAUAGGAAUUUAACUUCAGAUGAAACGAGAUUGUACCAGCGCCAAUUUGCCAAUGCUGAAGAUUCGGUAUACAGUGGAGAUAUGCUUCACGAAGAGGCAGCUGUGAUGGUUGAGGGUGGUUUGACAUACCUUGGUAUUGUUGCUUUUAGGGAUGAGAUACAACCUGGUGUACACGAAACUUUGGACCUGUUGAUGGAAGCAGGUGUACGUGUAUGGAUGACAACGGGUGACAACAGGAAUGCUGCCAUUGAGACGGCAUAUUUGACAAAACUCUUGGUCAGCCCAUGCCGUAUAUUUGAUUGCAAGCUUCCAUAUAGCAGAAUGGAUGAUAUCACAGAUAACGAUGGUACUAUCCUCUACGAAUCGUUUUUGCAACAGCGAUCAGAAAUGGGUAUUACAGAGCAAUUAUGCCUUGUCGUGGAAGGUAGCGACUUAAAGGAUUUCCUAGCUACCAGUCGGUUGCAAACAUGUUUCGUCAAUAUGUUAUGCCUUUCCGACGUGGUCAUAGCAUGUCGAUUGUCACCAUCGGAGAAGGCUGAAUUUGUAAGGUUGGUAAAAUGCCGAUUAACGCCUACUCCGGUGACGUUAGCCAUUGGUGAUGGGUUGAACGACGUCAAAAUGAUGCAAGAAGCUCAUGUAGGUGUGGCUGUAUUGGGAUCAACCCCUGACGCGGUGGCUUACGCAGAUUUCGUAACGUCACACUUCGCGGGCCUCAGGAGUCUAUUAUUUUUCCAGGGUAGUAAUUCUCUACAAGUCAUAUCGGCAGCCAUAUACUGGACUUUUUUCAAAUCUCUUUGUCUGGUCAUGCCGAUAUUUUACUACCAAGGACAUACGGAUUGGGUUGGACUUGACUUAUAUGGUUCUUUUAUUCAGCUGGCAUUUCAUUUGAUCUUCACUGCAAUUCCGAUCAUAUUCUGCGGCCUGUUCGAUCAGCCGUUAUCUGAACCGAUAUUAACCCAUGUUCCGCUUCUAUAUACGCUUUGUAGGCGUCGUUUCCACAUCAACCUGUUGCGUUUGGGGUUCUGUAUCUUGGAAGGUAUAUUGUCGUCUCUGUUCUGCUACCUUAGCAUUCAGACUACAACGUUAGAAUCACCUAUAUUCAGAGGAGGUAGUACUAUCAGUGCGCGAACCUUUGGGUUACUCUGCUCUCUAGGAAGCCUACAAAUGUCAAACUCACGUCUUUUGAUGGAGUCAUUUGCACGCAACAAUUCUUUCGGAAUCUUAUUGACCUUGGUAUUCCUUUUUGCCAUGCCACCGGCAUUUUUAUGUCUAUGCUUCUUGCUUGGUGGUAGAACUUUACGUAAUGCCACAUUUCAAGUUGUAUUAUGGCAACCAGUUUAUUUCUUAUUCCCGGUAUGGAUAAGUACAGGAGUGGUGUGUCAUGUAGCAACCGCUUUGGUUCAAUCAUUGGUUUGCCCUAAUAUGAGCAACUAUCUAAAGCACUGGUUGUCAUCGCAGAGGUGUGAUUGCCCGAAACAUGGAGGCGGUGAUUCUGUGGAAACCGCUCUAAAUUCAACAGAUUCAGGUGGAUUUUCUGUUUCAGUGCCAAAUACAACAAGCAAUACCCAUUUUUGGUGUGACAGAUUGCUUAUGAAGGUGCGAAAUGAAUUUAAUCUUCAUGGAUUAGAAGCUUUGAUGCGUAUGAUACCGACACCAAGACCAUUCCGUGUCCGUGAAGGUGAUCUGUCUGGUAUGCAGCCUCUGAGACCCACGUCCAGUAUGACCAAGGAUCAAAUGGAGGAUAUGCAGAAAUCACAAAAUGAUGUGAAACUACAUCGAUCAUCAGUAUCGCAUCUAAUUGAUCGCUUUACUUUGCGUUUCAAGGAUAUCCAAUUAGAAGCGGAUUAUAAGUUACAUAAACGGAGAAACCAUUAUAGAACAAAUAGAAUUUGGUACCGAAUCAUUUUCAUUGCGAUUGGUACAUUUUACAUUCUAGAUUGGAUUCUGGAUUACACCUUGAAAGUGGAGCACAAUGAGCCUGCGUUGUUUUACUCGAUUUUACCCCCGAUUUGUGUAUCCUUACUAUCUUUGGGCUGUGCAAUAUUGACCUUUCAUACAACGUAUUUUAUGACACACGUGAAUAAGGCAUUGGGAAUUCUGGUCUGUUGUAUGAUUUUGCAAUAUAUAGUGACUCUGACUAUAAUUGAGCCACUGGGCACUCUUCAACCCCUGCUAUUUCCAAUAUUCACGUUUGUCAUAUUGCAUAUAGCUUUUAUCUACGCUCUGGUGGCCAAUGUGAUUUUCAUUAUUGUUUCCAUUUAUAGGAUGGAAGCAUCAGUUCACAUUUUGCCAUUAUUUUUUGCUAUAAAUAUAUUUGUGGCAUUCGUGGGUUACCGUUUGGAGUAUAAUAACAGGAAGAACUUCCUAUUUGAGUUCUCCGCAAGGAACGCUAGGAAAAAACAGAGCGAACUGCUCAACACCAUGUUACCAAAUUUCGUUGUCAGUAAAAUGAUCAAUGCAAGAUUGAAUGAAGAUGGUAUACCUAUAGGUUUUGAAGCAGAUGAACAUGAGGUAGUAUCUGUCGUAUUCUGUGACGUAUGCAACUUCCAAAACUUGGUUGCUACAGUGGAGCCUACCAUAUUGGUGGAACUCUUAGAUUCGCUAUUUUUGGCUUUCGAUCGUUGUGCCGAACAAUUUAGUGCAACCAAGAUUGAAACUGUUUUUGAAACUUAUUUAGCAGCGCUUGGUCUAUCUCGGACGGGCCUACAAUGCCCAUACGAAUCUGCUGCUAGUGCCAUUGACAUGGCCUUGUCUAUGAUUGAAGUGGCUCGUCAGAUACGCUAUCCGGCUAUAAAUGAAACAACAGAUGGAUCGUUUCAUGAGCAAGAUGAAUGUGUUACAGUCAAAAUCGGUAUACACUCUGGAAAAGUUAUUUCAGGUUUGGUUGGUGCGAAGAAGCCUCAAUAUGCUCUUUUCGGUGACACUGUAAACACUGCCAGUAGGAUGAAAACAACUGGAGAAUGCGGUCAUAUUCAUAUUUCAGAGAGUACCUAUGAUCUGGUUAAAUCGGAUACAACACUAAAUUUCGAUCAUCGUGAAACAUUUGUGAAGGGAAAGGGGAUAAUGAAAACUCACUUGUUACUAUCUGCAGAAGGAUCAGCGUACCCUAACUUUGAAGUAAUGGAUACUAGUACCACGCUGGAUACAGUUGCUGUUACGUCUGGCGAAACCACUUUGGGAGAAUCGUCCUCAGAAACUUUUGCGCUUGGCUCGUUAGAAAUGGAAAACGAGGUUGGUGAUUGCACACCCUCAAGUAACGUGCUAUUUGAGUGUGUGGAGAAGACCCAUAUAUUGAACAAAAUGUCUCCUACCUUGAAUAGAGCACUCAGCACAAGCUCGAGGGCCUCAUUCCCUCUUUUCCCUAUCGAUUAUGAUCGUGCAUGUGGUCGUAAGAUCCGAAUAUCCGCUGCUAUAGGUGUUCUGACGGAAGAUGAAGACGGUAUGAUGAUUAGAGGUCAACCUGCCCUUCUGCGUCACUGUAGUACUUACAGCGUGAUCGGCACCUCGAGUAAUUCUACUCCGACAAAUGCUUCUAGGUGCCUUGCGUUUUUACGUAGGUCGAACACUCCACCCCCGCAGAGCAAUACUAUCGCCUCUUCCACCCUCCAACGUUCGUCCAGCUUCUCAAAACAACAGACGGAUGAUGACGAUGAGCUCAAUAGUGGGAUAGACAGCAGUGAUAUGCGAAUGAAAACUGGUGAAUGGGUAUUUUUGAGGUUUAAUGACAAGUUACAAGAAGACCGAUAUAGGUCUCACUUUUAUCAUAAUCGCACGCAUAUCAACACCAUUGAGCAAACAUUGAUUAUUUUCCUGAUGACUUUCGUUGCGCAGACGAUCUUGGAGAUUGCAAUACCUCGGAGUUACGAAGAUUUGGAUAAAGUAGAGAGGCUUGUUUUCUUCAAAUAUACGCUAUAUUGGACUGUGAGAUCCAUCUACAUAUUGCUUGUGUUUGUGAUGUGGCUUUUAUUCCGUUUCAAUUCUUUUGCACAACGUUCGGAAUGUAAUACAACCAUGUGGCUGACGUUUGUAUUGAACUUGCUCUUUGUAAGCGCCGCCUGCGUAUUCUCAUUAUCGAAUUCUUGGGCCGUUUCACACUCGGCAGCUUAUUCUCAUUAUGUGAAUAUGUGGCUGCCAUCAGAUAGCUUCAAGUUCUACUUUUAUAUAGUGGUGAUCCAUCACAAUAAUGGUAUGUUGUUCCAAACGUGUUUGUUGGUAAAUGCACUGUUUAUGAUGGUUUCAAUGACUUUCAUUUCGUUUAGUGUUGUACAGACUGCUACGACUGCUGUGACGUUAUUCAGCAUCCCUGCGUACAUUCUGUUCAACUUGAUAUCGGCACAUUGUAAGGAGGCUAUUGAUCGUAGCACCUUCUACACAAAUGAGAAGGCUAGGAUGAUUGAGGCGCGUGUUGGACAGAUGCUUAAUGACAUGUUACCGAAGAGUGUACUUGAAGAAUUCAAGAACGACAAAUUGAAGAUGUCAUACUGUCACGAGAAGAUGUCAUUUUUAUUUUCUGAUAUCGUCGGUUUUACUUUAUGGGCAAAUUCCGUCGACGCAUCUCUUGUUAUUGCUCUUUUACAAAGGCUGUUUGCUCGAUUUGACCGCAGCAGUACAAAACACGGAUUAUACAAGCUGUGUACGAUCGGUGAUGCUUACGUGGUAGUUAGUGAGCCUGCUAUUGAGGUUCCUACGGAACAAGAGGCCAUCUCAAAUAUUGAGGGUAUCCUCCAAAUGGCACAAUCUAUGAUUAAGACCAUUCAAGAGGUUCGCGAAUCGUUCAAUAUACCAGGGUUAAAUAUGAGGAUCGGACUACAUUACGGUCAUGCUGUAGGUGGUGUUAUUGGUUCAGGUCGACUUCGUUAUGACCUUUGGGGGAUGGAUAUUCACACAGCGAAUGCUAUGGAGAGCCAUGGAAUCCCUGGUAAAAUGUGUGUUUCCGAAAGGUUGAAACUCAUAUUGAUGACUAACUUCCCCGAAAGGUUCACUUUCGAAUUCAACAAUGACAUACAAGUCAUCGACCGUUGUGUCCGAAGCUACAUCAUCACAUCAGAUUCUGAUGACAAUUGGCUAUUUUAA
This is a messenger RNA of Babesia sp. Xinjiang, 7341 nucleotides long. RefSeq names its product putative phospholipid-transporting ATPase 5. The transcript has a single exon. Gene Ontology annotation, biological process: intracellular signal transduction; cyclic nucleotide biosynthetic process; phospholipid translocation. Gene Ontology annotation, molecular function: ATPase-coupled intramembrane lipid carrier activity; nucleotide binding. Lineage: Eukaryota; Apicomplexa; Aconoidasida; Piroplasmida; Babesiidae. Gene Ontology annotation, cellular component: plasma membrane. The coding region runs from base 1 to 7341 and encodes 2446 amino acids. The record is from RefSeq and is a predicted model, not a curated record.